CCGGACACCCUGUAUAUGCACUCAAUGUGCACUUUAGUGCAUCCGACCGAAUUCGUUAAAAUAAAUUUCUAGCGCGAAUCAAUUUUCUGGAGACGUCAAUUCACGUACAACGAUGCCGUAUGCACGUAAAAAGCAACACCGAGGUGACACACACUUGAAGAAAGGCUGGAGGACGAAGCGAAGGAAGAAGGACCUGGACGAGAUCGAUGAAGAUCUGAAGGCAAACACGGAGAAGCUGCUGAAUCAGGAGGUGGAUUUUGAAAGACCCGGAGCGGCGCAACAUUAUUGCAUUCAUUGCGCGAGGUAUUUUAUAAACGAAACUGCUCUACACUCUCAUUUCAACACCAAAGUGCAUAAACGACGAUUGAAGGCACUCGAGUUAGAGCCAUAUAGCAUCGAAGAAUCUGAAAGAGCAGCCAGCAAGGGAAGCUAUGUCGCACCACAAAAGCGAAAGAUCGAAACUAUAACAAGAGAAAAUUCUAAUAAGAAAGACACAGAUGCUGGGCCAAAAGCUAAGGCAAUAAAGAUAGAUGAAUAAGUUUAAUUUAUCAUAAUAGUGCUGCAUCUUCAUAUUAUGAUAUGCGAAAGGAUUUAGGAAG
This is a messenger RNA of Nylanderia fulva, 599 nucleotides long. RefSeq names its product zinc finger protein 593 homolog. Gene Ontology annotation, molecular function: zinc ion binding; nucleic acid binding. NCBI's taxonomy places the organism in Eukaryota, Metazoa, Arthropoda, Insecta, Hymenoptera, Formicidae. The record is from RefSeq and is a predicted model, not a curated record.